This is a messenger RNA of Polypterus senegalus (gray bichir), 1744 nucleotides long. RefSeq names its product synapse associated protein 1 (gene syap1). Gene Ontology annotation, cellular component: synapse; cytoplasm. The record is from RefSeq and is a predicted model, not a curated record. Lineage: Eukaryota; Metazoa; Chordata; Cladistia; Polypteriformes; Polypteridae. Bases 157 to 1266 code for a protein of 369 amino acids. The transcript has 9 exons.
GAUAUUUGGUUCCUAGUGACGAGUUGGACGUGGCGGAAGUAAACAAGCAACCUCCCCGCCGUCAUCUCUGGACCGUAGCGUUAAAAGAGAGAGAGAGAGAGAGAGAGAAAGAAAGACAGAAAAGGGGGAAACGAAAAGUCCACGGCGACACGCGAGAUGUUCCGGAGUUGGGGAACCUGGCUGGGCCUGGAACCUCCGAGUGUGGAGACGGAGAACGCCGUCAGCGACGACAGCGAUGUGCAGCCCGCUCGGCAGUCGGCAGAGAAGCAGCCGUCAGACGGCCAGCGGCAGGAGGAGCAGGUGGCGGACGAGACAGAGGAGAACGAGGCGGCGGCCGCCACUCAGGAGCUAAUGCAGCAGGCCAAAGGUCUCGGCGGCUAUCUCUUCAAUUUUGCCAGCAGUGCCACAAAGAAAAUUUCCGACUCUGUGGCAGAGACGGCGCAGACAAUUAAGAAGUCUGUGGAGGAAGGAAAAAUCGACCUGAUUAUUGACAAGACAAUAUUAGGUGAUUUUCAGAAGGAGCAAGAGAAAUUUGUCAGUGAAAAGCAUUUGAGAAAGCAAGAUACAGCUGUGCCCCCCUGGGUAGGAUACAGUGAAGAAGAAACGAUUCAGCAGCAGAUCCUGGCCUUAUCUGCCGAUAGAAGAAAUUUCUUACGAGACCCUCCUGCUGGAGUCCACUUCCAGUUCGACUUUGAGCAGAUGUACCCCAUUGCUUUGGUUAUGCUGCAAGAAGAUGAGCUUCUCAACAGGAUGCGCUUCGACCUCGUGCCAAAGCUUGUGAAGGAGGACGUCUUCUGGAGGAAUUACUUUUACCGCGUCUCUUUAAUUAAGCAGUCGGCUCAGCUCACCGCGUUGGCAGCUCAGCAGCAAGCAGCCGAGAAGAAGGAGGAGGCGACAAAGAAUGGCAUCGGUGCCGAAGACAUGCAGUUGACAGAAAACAUUCGGCCAAAAACGCCCCCGAUGCCAAUCGGCUCCAACUUGAAACCCAGCGAGGAUGAAGAGGAGAUUUCAACCAGUCCUGGGGUGUCCGAGUUUGUUAGUGACGCCUUUGACUCCUGCAACAUAAAUCAGGAAGACCUGAGGAAAGAAAUGAAGCAGCUGGUAUUGGAUAAAAAGGAAGAGGACGCCCAGAAUGAUGAAGAAUCCGAGGACUGGGAGAAGGAGCUUCAGCAAGAACUCCAGGACUGCGAGGUUGACGAGGAGUCCGAGAGCCGAGACGACAACUGGGAUAAGGUGAUAGAGGAAAUGCUGCAGGCCGACGGCUAGGGGCUCCUGAUGGCCUUUUACUUGUCGUCGUGAACCAAGGAGGAUCAGGAUCACGGGAACUGGAAGUAGGACCCCUAAAGUGACUGGCCGGUCCUGCUGAGGCCACGACUCAACUCGCUCUGUAGGCUCUUACCUUUAAGUCACAUUUACCGGCUCUAGAGGAUGGUGGUGGACGAUUCAUUUAUUGGUUCGAGGUGCAAUAAUUUCUCUCCACGUCAUUAUGUGAUUAAAUCCUUCUUCUUUUAAGAACACUUGUUGUAUAGCAAGGUAAGUUUAGCUCACUCUCUGGUUUUUGAUCAGCCAUCCAAGAGACUGAAGUCCGACGGGAAGACGCCAUUUUACCUCAAUUCACACGGGGGACCGAGUCACAGCCAGUGAUGCGAACGGCACCCUGGCCGACUUUUAGUGCUUUACACAAAGUGCAGUGGACGAGUCAGGGAGGAGAUGUGGGGGACCAGAAUAAAAGAAGUAGGUGUCA